AUGCUCAAGACGAUGAGGAAAAUGCCCAAGAUGCUGCAGGACCAAGCAGGCGGUACCCAGGAGGCAGGGGAUGCUCAAGAUGCAGGAAAUGCGCAAGAAGCCGACAACACUCAAAAUGAGGACAAUGCUCAAGAGGAUGCAGCCGAUACGGCGGACGCUGAGGCUGAAAACAACAACAAUGAUAAUAAUGCUCAGCAAGACGAGCAGGUUGCCCAGGGAAAUGCAGAAAAUGCAGAAAAUGUCCAGCAAAAUGAGUCAGGCGGUGCUGCGGGUGCCCAGGAUGAGGCGGCCACAGGAGAAGCGACGGGAGCUAACACCACGGGCGACAAUGGGGGUGGCGUCAAUCUCUUCGAUUUGGCAAUGCAAGGUUUCCAGCCUGUUGACUGUACGGGUAUUGACGAGGCCGUCGUUGCCGCGAGUGGAUUCAACUGCAUCGGUGGGACUCGUGGUGCUUAG
Molecule: messenger RNA, 456 nt
Organism: Diaporthe citri
Lineage: Eukaryota; Fungi; Ascomycota; Sordariomycetes; Diaporthales; Diaporthaceae
Exons: 2
Coding region: 1-456 (151 amino acids)
Source: RefSeq, a predicted model, not a curated record